AAUUGAAAUUUCAAUGCGUUUUAUAUUAAUAUUUUUAAUAAUUGGUGAAUUUAUAAGAUAUUUUGUGCAUUUUGUGGAAGCAACCAAUUUUGUUUUGCCAGAAGAAUCAUAUAUGGAUAUAUCUGCAGCCGUUGCAAUUCCACUUGAUAAAGAUCAAAAGAGCAUAUCAUUAUCAUUUCUUUUUACGGGUAAUUAUUAUUUUGAAAAUAGUUAUGUUGAGCACGAAGGUGAUAUACCUACAAUUAUGAGCAGAAAUAAGGACAGAAAAAUUAAAAUUGAUCGUAAAAUGUUUUAUCACAAUGUUCAAUCACAUUUAGAAAAGUAUGGUUUUUCGGGACAUGACUGCCUGUUACGUAUCAUUUGUGAAAUCUCGAAUAUCGACUUAAGUUAUAAUGGUGUUUUGGGUAGCAUAUUGUCUGUUUUAUUUAGGCCAUCCACAUCUAUUAACGAAUUUGGUAAUCGAACUGAUUUUAAUGAAGCUGAGAAAUUCGGCCAAAUGGGAAACUGUGCACGUUAUUUGGAUAAAUGUACAUUUAACUUGCUAAAUGAAUUAUCUAUACUUUUUUGA
Molecule: messenger RNA, 568 nt
Organism: Chrysoperla carnea
Lineage: Eukaryota; Metazoa; Arthropoda; Insecta; Neuroptera; Chrysopidae
Exons: 4
Coding region: 14-568 (184 amino acids)
Source: RefSeq, a predicted model, not a curated record